AUGACAGUGUCCGCAAUCGACACCAUGUACUUUGCGCUGCUGCAAUAUACCUGCGGUAUGCUUACUAUAUUAAGUUGGAUAGCACAGAGCAUAAUAGAUCACAGUUCUGAGCUUUCUACCGCUGCGUAUAACGGAAUGUGGUAUCAAUCAUCAUUGAAGGCAAAAAAGAUGUUGUUGUUUCUAAUAGCGAAAUGCCGAAAGCCAUAUCGCAUAACCUUGGCCAAAUUAUAUGUAAUCAGUUUAGAAGGCUACAGUAUGAUGAAAGAACUUCUGGAGAAUGUCGAAGAGACUUGGAAGAUGAUACAAGUGGGUCCAGAAAAUGAAAUAUUACGAAAUUAUGCGGAACAAUGCAGAAUUUAUACGAAACAAUAUGCCGCUGCGGACUGCAAAGAUUACAGCAGCAAUUGGUACAUGAUUUCGCUGAGGUCCAGACAACUAUUAAAAUUCAUGUUACUGCGCACUAUUAAACCGUGCCAAAUAAAAACUGGCAAAAUGUACGUUAUGUCAGUGCAGAUGUUUAGCAAGAUCUUAUAA
Linepithema humile (Argentine ant) is the source of this 534-nucleotide messenger RNA. The record is from RefSeq and is a predicted model, not a curated record. NCBI's taxonomy places the organism in Eukaryota, Metazoa, Arthropoda, Insecta, Hymenoptera, Formicidae.